UUCUUGUCUAUCAACAUGAAGAAUGUCCUGCAUUGGAAUCCACCCGAGGGUCUACAUGGAGCUGAAGUCACAUACACUGUACAAUAUUUCAUAUAUGGGCAGAAGAAAUGGCUGAGUGCCUCUAAAUGCCGAAGUAUCAGCAGGACCUACUGUGAUCUUUCUGUUGAGACCUCAAACUAUGAACACCAGUUCUACGCCAGAGUGAAGGCCAUUUGGGAAACCAGGUGCUCUGAAUGGGCCGAGACGGAACGCUUCUAUCCUUUCUUGGAAACUCAAGUCAGCCCACCUGAGGUUGCCCUGACAACUGGCGAGAAGUCCAUCUCUAUUGCCCUGACAGCACCAGAGAAGUGGAAAAGAAAUCCACAAGACCACGCUGUUUCUAUGCAACAAAUAUACCCCAAUCUGAAGUACAACGUGUCUGUGUAUAACACAAAGUCAAGAAGAAUGUGGUCCCAGUGUGUCACCAACAGCACACUGGAGCUCAGCUGGCUGGAGCCCAGCACCCUGUACUGUGUCCAUGUGGAGUCCCUUGUCCCGGGGCCCCCUCGCCUCCCUCUGCCUUCUAAGAAGCAAUGCAUCAGUACUUUAGAAGUUCAGACAUCAUCACGGAAGGUUAAAGUCAUCUUCUGGUAUGUCUUGCCCACAUCCAUUAUUGUGUUUCUUUUCUCUGCAAUCGGCUACUCGGUUUGCCGGUACAUCCAUGUGGGCAAAGAAAAACACCCAGCGAAUUUGGUACUGAUUUACAGAAAUGAAAUUGGCAAAAGAGUCUUUGAGCCUACCGAGAAAAUCACACUUAAUUUUAUCACCCUCGACAUGUUGGAUGAUUCUAAACGUUCUCAAAAGGAGAUGGAUUUACCGGACAAAGGCAGGGAUAACGUCAGCAUUAAUGACCCUGAGCUCUGUGAGAGCUGGGAGCCUCACCGGGAGGAGGUGGAGGGACAACAUUUAGGGUACUCUUCCCAUUUGAUGGACAUUGUCUGUGGUGCUGAGCAAAGAGACGGAGACAUCUCCCUAAGCCAGCACGAAGGGCUUAGCAUCACAGGAAAGGCAGACACUGAGCCUCUAUACAAAGUCCUAACUGACUUCUAUGGGGAGGGUGAAAUCCAGAAGUUCUGUGGGCCAGAAGAGGCAGCCAGACCAGAGAGAUUAUCUGAGCCACAGGUGACUUCAGCAAACUUGGACCCACAGCUUGAAGACCUACAUAACCUGGGGCAGGAGCAUCCUGGCUCAGAAGACGGGCCAGAGGAAGAGACAUCUACAACAAUAGUGGAUUGGGACCCUCAGACUGGCAGGCUGUGUAUCCCUUCUUUACUUAUCUUUGACCAUGAUCCUGAGAACUACGGGCAUUAUGAGAGAGACCCACUCUUAGAAGGUGGCCUUUUGUCUAGACUCUAUGAGAACCAGGAGCCUGACCAGUCAGAGGAAGAAAAUGAAAGCUAUCUCACACAACUUAAGGAGGAAUGGGGGUUACAUGUACAAAUGGAAAGCUAACGCCAGGCUUUCUGACAGUCAACAAGUGAAGGAACCACUCUAGGGAGUGAGCAGUGUUCAGAUUAUCCAGUGCCGGUAAGACGCUGCUUUCUCUGUUCACACACUUGGUUGGCCCUGCCUCCUCCACGUGGCUGGCUUCCCCACAACCUUCUUCCCGAUCCACAGAAAGUCCUGGAGGAACUUUCUGAAAUUCAGAGCCCUGAGCUUUGUUGUAGACAGAGUAAAAUUUGCA
This is a messenger RNA of Apodemus sylvaticus (European woodmouse), 1723 nucleotides long. RefSeq names its product interleukin 20 receptor subunit alpha (gene Il20ra). Lineage: Eukaryota; Metazoa; Chordata; Mammalia; Rodentia; Muridae. The transcript has 6 exons. The record is from RefSeq and is a predicted model, not a curated record. Bases 16 to 1491 code for a protein of 491 amino acids. Gene Ontology annotation, molecular function: interleukin-20 binding.